Molecule: messenger RNA, 5103 nt
Organism: Scleropages formosus (Asian bonytongue)
Lineage: Eukaryota; Metazoa; Chordata; Actinopteri; Osteoglossiformes; Osteoglossidae
Product: AMP deaminase 3-like
Exons: 15
Coding region: 272-2575 (767 amino acids)
Biological process (GO): AMP metabolic process; IMP salvage
Cellular component (GO): cytosol
Molecular function (GO): AMP deaminase activity
Source: RefSeq, a predicted model, not a curated record
UUGCCUCCAGUUUCCCAUGAUGCAGAAAACAACACUCCGGGGGAACAGCUGGCAGACUUGCCCCAACACACCACCCUGAGCCAGGGGAACCGGUUUCAGAUCCGCCCCCAACACGCCCACCAGCGGCACGCACCACGAGGCACCCCUUCAGUGUCCUCCUAGCGCUCCGUGCUCCAUCGACGAGCCUCCAUCAGCCAGCAUCCGUCCGCGAGCGUCCAUCGGCCUGUCUGUCUGUCUCUCGCGUGCACAGCCGCUCCACAUUCCCCGAAAGAUGAAGAGGAGAAACCCACCUUUAAGCAAGCAGAAGUCCACCCCCUCCCUGGGGAAGGACGUGCAACGGCUGUUUCCCAAGAUGUCCCUGUGCGAGGUGGAUGAGGACGUGCGGCAGAAGGUGGAGAAGGUCUUUCACAUGAUGUCGAAUCUCGCCAUCGCCGAAGAGCUGCCCAUCAGUGUGAACCAGGCGAAGGAGCACGAGCUGCUCAAGGAGCUGGCGGAGCAGCGCUCGGAGGAUUGUGUCAGGAGGAGGAAAAGCUUCAGGAUGAUGCGCUCCAUGUCCAUGCAGGCACCUCCUGAGGGAGAGGGUCCCCCGUCCGCAAGGACACUGAUGGAUUCCUCCUGCGCUGGCCCCACUUCCCAGUGGGAAAUUACCCCAGAAUACCAGAGGGUGACUAUCAGCGGAGACUACUGUGCUGGGAUAACGGUGGACGACUAUGAACAGGCUGCCAAGGCCCUGCUGAAGGCCCUCGUCAUCCGGGAGAAGUACUCCAAGCUGGUGUACCACCGCUUCCCCCGGACCACCGCCCAGUUCCUGCGCAGGGCGGAAAACAAGAAGUGGAGCGUGGAGGACGAGGUCCUGCCAGAGAUGUACCCCAGCCCCAAUAAAGGGGUGGACCCCUACAGCACAGAGGGCAUCCCCGAGGACCUCCACUACAAGCUGAGUCUGAAGGAUGGGGUGGUGCACGUGUACAAGGACGACGAAGCACUGCAGCAAGAGCAACCGCACAGCCUGCCCUACCCCGACCUGGAGACCUUCGCCAUCGAUCUCAGCCACAUCCUUGCCAUGAUCGCUGAUGGGCCUACGAAGACGUACUGCCACCGACGUCUGAGCUUCCUAGGAUCGAAGUUCAGCCUGCAUGAGAUGCUCAACGAGAUGGCUGAGCUCAAGGAGCUCAAGUCUGUGUCACACCGAGACUUCUACAAUGUCAGGAAGGUGGACACCCACAUCCAUGCCGCCGCCUGCAUGAACCAGAAGCACCUGCUGAGCUUCAUCCAGAGCACCUACCACAACGACGCGGAGCGUGUGGUGCUGGAAAAAGACAACAAGAAGCUGACCCUCAAGGAGGUGUUUGCCAAACUGAAGAAGGACCCCUAUGACCUGACCGUUGACUCGUUGGACGUACACGCUGGACGACAAACGUUUCAUCGCUUCGACAAGUUCAAUGCCAAGUACAACCCAGUGGGGGCCAGUGAGCUCAGGGAGAUCUACUUGAAGACUGACAACUACAUCAACGGGGAGUACUUUGCAUCUCUCAUCAAGGAGGUGGCCUGUGACCUGGAGGAGAGCAAGUACCAGUUUGCCGAACCACGCCUGUCCAUCUACGGCAGGUCUAUGAGCGAGUGGAAGAACCUGGCCAAUUGGUUCAUCAAGCAGAGGAUGUGCUCGCCCAACAUGCGCUGGAUGAUCCAAGUUCCCAGGAUUUACGACAUUUUCAGAGUGAAGAACCUGAUCCCAAACUACGCGAAGCUGCUGGAGAACAUCUUCCUGCCGCUGUUCCUGGCCACCGUGAACCCGCAGCAGCACAAAGAGCUGCACGUCUUUCUCAAAUACGUCACCGGGUUCGACAGCGUGGACGACGAGUCCAAGCACAGUGACCACGUGUUCUCCUACAAGAGCCCCAGACCCGAGAGCUGGACCACGGAGGAAAACCCGCCCUACAGCUACUACCUGUACCACAUGUACGCCAACAUCAUGGUGCUCAACAACCUGCGCAAGCAACGAGGCUUGAACACCUUCCAGUUCCGUCCGCACUGCGGGGAGGCCGGCUCCAUCACCCACCUGGCCUGCGCCUUCCUUACUGCCGACAACAUCUCCCACGGCCUCAAGCUGAAGGAGAGUCCCGUGCUGCAGUACCUGUACUACCUGGCCCAGGUGCCCAUUGCCAUGUCGCCGCUCAGCAACAACAGCCUCUUCCUGGAGUACUCCAAGAACCCGCUGCGCGAGUUCCUGCGCAAGGGGCUCUGCAUAUCGCUGUCCACGGACGACCCCAUGCAGUUCCACUACACCAAGGAAGCCCUCAUGGAGGAGUACGCCAUCGCAGCGCAGCUCUGGAAGCUGAGCACCUGCGACUUGUGCGAGAUCGCCCGCAACAGUGUGCUGCAGAGCGGCCUCUCGCACCAGGAGAAGAAGCUCUUCCUGGGCGAGCGCUACCUGUGGGACGGGCCGGACGGCAACGACAUUCGGCUCACCAACGUGGCCCAGAUCCGCAUGGCCUACCGACUCGAGACACUGUACAAUGAGCUCAGCUUCCUGCUGGACGCCAUCAACAGCGUCCCUAGUGCCGCAACGACCGAGUAGGCUUGACUCUAGAGAGGAGCACCGAGCCAUGUGUGUUUGGGAUCAAAACCCGCACCUGUAACACCUCUGGAGAAGGUCAUGCACGCACACAUACACACACACACACACACACACACCACUCUCUGGGUUUGUCUGCUUCACUUAUCCAAAUGCAGAACAACUUUAUUAUGUCAAUUAUUACUUUGCUUUCCUUCCACAAAGGUAACGUGGCCAUUGUAGUACCACAUGGGUUCCACUAGGCAGCAGGUGCUCGGACUGAGGAAAUGGGAGCCCCCGUUGGGCCCUCGGGGUCCGAACUCUCUGCCUGUCUUUGUUAGACACGGCAAAGGCUGUGCAAAUCACUGGCUGUCCUGUGCUGCUCGGCAGGAGGAAAUAACUCCAUAAGUUAUUAAGUUAACUUCUUAAUAAAAGGGAGCUUUUCAGCCCAAUGCAGAGGAAAUGGUGAGAAGCGCCGACCAUACCUACGGACCGCGUCGAUGUAGUAUCCCUGAGCAAGGUACUUACCCUGAAUUGCUCCAGUAAAAUUACCCAGCUGUAUAAAUGGGUAAAUAAUUGUAGGCAGACUAACACCGUAAGUCGCUUUGGAGAAAAUUGUCAGAUACAUGUACAUGCGGGCAUUUUCCGUGAUGUGUAACGCAAAGCAGAUCACAGUGUCAAAAAUCAUGAGUGUGCAAUUUUUGCAAGUUCAUGAUCAAGGUGCAACAGUUGCGCUGGAGAAAUCUUGUGAAAAUGAAAGGCACACACGAAAGAAGUUAAAAAGAUUCCGCACACACAAAACAAAUGUGUAGAGAGGCACAAAUAAGCUGUUUAAAAUUGACCCCAUACAAAAACAAGAAUGAAAAAUAACUGAUCCAGGGUUUAAUUGAUGCACUUUCAUGUAGAGUGUAGAGAAAGAAAAAUGCAAAGAAGCACUUCCUUGUCUCCACCACGACCCCGUCACCAGGGUCGGUGCUGCACCAAGAAGGCCUGCGAUGAUGUGUGUCUUCUGCCCGGUCAGGGCUUCUCCAUCUCUCGUGAGCUUCACGUGAGGAACUGAGGCUCUGUUCACCCGGCCUCCUCUGAGCACCACACCGUUAUCGCCCCUCACCCGGCCAGUGCCUGGAACCCAGACAUUUGAGGAACUCCUGAAGGCCAGCGCAUGACUAUUAACCUCAUGAAAGAACGGCAUUUCAGCCAAGAAGUUCUUCCUUCCUGAUUGCAAGUUAAUUGCUGAGAACAAACUGAGGUCCUCAUUCACUAGAUAGUCUCCAGAACACAUCCUGUCCAAAUUACAUCCUGAUAUCCUAGAAAAGUGCGGAGUCCCCGGUUACACAAAACCUUAAAUCGGGGAUUGUUGGAAGACCUUGCCGACAACAAGUUCACCUCUUACAAGAACGCUGGCUUCCUAAUUGGAAAAACAGAAACGUUAUAAAAAUUAAAGAUUUAAUCACAUGCUAAACCCACAGAAGCUGGUCUAGGAAUUCUAUUUCACUGCAAUUAUUCCAUAAUGGUGACUAAAAAAGGCAACUCCUUCACCUGAGAAAUCAUGUCACUUCAGAUAUGCACAUCUUGGCCAGUACAGUGUAGAAAGCCUGGGCAGAAUAAAUCUCAGUUUUUGAAUGGUGAAUGGCUGAGGUCAGACACAAGAAUGUCAGUGGUAUGAUUACAUAAGUACAGAGGUAUUACUGGGGCACGUCUUCCCAGGUGGACAAUUGGCACCGUGUCUCUCACCGUCCUCGGUCCCGUUCGCGGUCCAUACAGCCAGUCCACCUCUUCGGCACGGCGUGUCUUUCGGCAUAGCUGCCGUGAUCCGGGACUCGCUCUCCGCUGCCUCCUGUAGGUCGACCAGAUGGCGAGUCGCCGAGACCUGAGGAACAGCCUCUAAAGGCUCGACAGCUGCAUGAUGGGAAAAGUCAUCCCUCUCUUCCCUUAGAGGUGAUGUCAGAGAACGGUGUCAGUUAUCCUUCCCGUAGAGCUGUUCGUGACGUGUGUGUCGCCACUGCAGGAGCUCCCAGCAGUAACACAGCGAGAAACUCCCUGCCCUUCCUCCAGACCCACCAUCCAUCAAACACGCAACAGGCAGAAGCCGUAGGCGGAGGGCAAGCACACACUUGUCCUCACGUGUCAGCUGCCUGCUGCACCAUGCUGCAGAAAACACACACACCCACAUAACCAGUACUGUAAGUAAUGCAAAUACCGUACUGUCAGUGCCCACACACACACACACACACACACACACACACACACACACACGCACACACAGUACUGUGAAGAGACCAAUGCAAAUCUUCUCAUGUACGUGUGUUGCAUUUAAUAAUGUUUAGUAACAAUUUGCUUAAUAAUGGAAAGGCUUUUAUGUAUCUACUCGUGUGACGAACGCUGAUUCAUAUGGUGGAAUGUGACAAACUGACUGGACGCUACAAUCAAGCGUCUGCAUCCAAGUGUCUCUUUCCGUUGAUUUCCAUAAUGAACUCUUUGCAUUGUUCUCCCAAGAUGUACGUCGCUUUGAGAAAAGUAUCUGCUAAAUGAGUAAAAGAAAAUGUAUUCGG